Molecule: messenger RNA, 2363 nt
Organism: Cydia pomonella (codling moth)
Lineage: Eukaryota; Metazoa; Arthropoda; Insecta; Lepidoptera; Tortricidae
Product: 3-oxoacyl-[acyl-carrier-protein] reductase FabG-like
Exons: 1
Coding region: 1613-2362 (249 amino acids)
Source: RefSeq, a predicted model, not a curated record
GCCAAGAGCUAGAAUCAGUUAGGUCCGAUUUGAGAUAAAAGUGUGAGUUUUUCGAUGGCUAAUGUAUGAAAAUUUAUAUAGUUAUUGCUUAGUUGCUGGUCCAUAAUGGCGCCACUUUUCAGUCUGGCAACAUCGCGUUUCUUAAAGACUAGACGCACCGCUACAAGGCUCAGAAGCCAAUCUGCGGUCUAAAUAAUAAAGCAUUCCAGAGAACCGAGUCUAUAAGAAAAUAAAAUAUCAUUGAGCCUAUUAAUUUUAUGGAUUCAUUUGUAUCUAAAAAUCUAUGUAUUUCCGAAAAAUAUUUUAUGAUCUUUUUUCAGAAUAUACCAGUAACUGCACAUUUAUCACUUGAAGCCCCAUUAAGCGUCUGUAGCGAGAGCCGAUACUUGAUACGUUUUACAAAUGGCCGGAGCCAAAAUAUUGUAUCGUCGGCAUCAUCGCCCGACGUGAGAAAUAUCGAGCGCAAUUUCUCAUGCGAGAUUUGGAGAUCCUUAUAAGUAUUAAAGUUAUUGCACUUUAAAUAACCAUUCCUUUCGAUGUGGAUGGUUUAAUCUUGGCAAUUUGUUAUUUUAGCCUGUCCACGUACGAGUAAUACGAGUAUGUUACAAUUAUUAAGUUAACAUAGUAUAAUAUUGUCAGUACUUAUUUAGGAUAGCUUUUUCAGGACAUGUGUUUCAUAAAUAACUUGUUAUAAAUGUUAACUCAGUAGCACUUUCUAUAGAAGAUUUUAGAAAUCGUUCUUCUUUAUCUAAUUUUAUUCUUUAAUAAGUAAAAUUUUGAUGUUGACGUGGCGUGUGGAAAAAAAUGUUUUAAUAAAACAAAAGUUGGCAACAUGUCAUUUGCCAAAAUACAGGAUUCGUCGAACUAACGGCCGGGCUUGGAAAAUGUAUGGACGAUUCAUUAAUUCGAAUUGAAGGCGUUGUCCGAAUUUGGUCAAACGUCGGACAUCAUCCUGUCAGCGUUCUGCAUUCGAAAUUCAUUCCUUAUACAAUUAGUCAACAUGCCUGUUUAGUUAUUAUAUUUUUUUACUGUCAUAUUUUAAAACCGUCAGUGUGAAUACUGCGAAUAAUUGAAUAUAGAUAUAAUGUUAAAAAAUAACGUUCUAUUGUGAAAAAAAUCAAUGAAAAUCAGUAAUAUUUGUACAGUCAGCAUCAAAAGUAGCGGAUGAAACAACGCGCCAAAAGUAUCUGACAUCCCAGAUAACUUUUCCAAAUACAGAAAAAAAUCUAAAAUUCACGUUCCAAACUAUAUCUUUUGCAGUCUUAGUUGUUCUAUAUUAAAGACAUCACUUUUUGUUAAGUUGUUAUAGAAUGGUAGAUACUUAUGAAGCGUUAAUUGAUCCGCUACUUUUGAUGCUGACUGUACCUACAGACGUUGAGCAUAAGAAUAUUUACGUGUUCAUUGCUCUCAAAUAUACAAUGACCUUUGCGUUAUUUAACGUGAACAGUCUUUUCAAAUAUUACUAUACUAUGAUAGAUAUCAAAAUAGAUAAUUUCUUAUCUUCUUUUGAUGUCUUUAUCAGUACUACACUUAUCAGUGUUAUUUUUUGUUAAAAAUAGUUCAGUUUCAACUUUGAUUCACUGCUAACGUGACGUUAACUGUAAAAAAAAACAUGUCUUUCAAUAGUAAAGUUGUGGUAGUGACUGGCGCAAGCUCCGGCAUCGGCGCAGCAACGGCGUUACUCUUCGCCAAGGACGGCGCGGACGUGGCUCUCGUCGCGAGGAACCCGGCCAAGCUCUCAGCCGUCGCCAAGCAAAUCGAAGCCCUAGCCAUAAAACCACUGAUUAUCCAAGCUGACCUUGCCAAUGAAACAGAAGCUAGCACAGUCGUCUCACAAACGGUCGACCACUUCGGGAAAUUAGAUGUACUCGUCAAUAAUGCUGGAAUAGCUGUAGAGGGAUCCAUUCUGAAUGGUAAUGCAUUAGACGCGUACGAUAAAGUAAUGAAACUAAACGUUCGAGCGGCGAUCCAGCUGACUACCUUAGCCGCUCCUUUCCUCGCUAAGACUAAGGGGAACAUUGUCAACGUUUCAAGCAUAGUAUCAACACUCACGAGCAAAUCACCCACGGGCCUGCCAUAUUGCGUAUCUAAGGCGGCGUUGGACCAUUUUACUCGGUGUUCAGCAUUGGAACUAGCUUCUACCGGGGUCAGAGUAAACAGCGUCAAUCCUGGGCCGGUCGACAAUGAAUUUGCUACAAACAACAAUCAAGGAGAUUCCAGGGUUAUUACUCAGGAAUGCGCGAAAAUCUCUCCCCUGGCAUUUCUUGCCAAGAGCGAGGAGAUUGCAGAUGUGAUCCUGUUCCUAGCUAGCGAGAAGGCUAGAAGCAUUACUGGUUCCAGCUAUGUCAUUGACAACGGGUAAC